CGGACUUUUGCGUUAUGGCGUACUACACUCUGUUACAUGCUAUGAGUGAACGGAAUCCUAUUCCAUAUAGAGUCCUUGCUGCUAACUUCACCUACGGACGCAACUACGGACGCAGACAUCAGGGUACUACCUGCCAAAAUAAUAAGUUGUCUCAGCGUGAAGGUCUCAAGUGUGUUCUCGGUGGAGCUUUACGCCCAACACUUCUCGCUCUCGUCCAGCCCGUCAGGCCAGUAUGUCCAGUGAUCCUCCUCCUCCGUACCCUGGAGGUCCCAGCGCCCCCCUCAUUGAGGAGAAGAAUGGACAACCAGCACCUGUAAGAACAGCGCCCCUGCAAGGACAGCCUCUACCUCCAGACUAUGGCCCGCCCCCUUAUGAAGGCCCACACCCGGGGUUCCUCCCACCACACGUUCCUGGAGAGGGUCCCAUGCCCAUGCCUAUGCCGAUGCCAAUGCCCCCGCCACCCCAAGGUGCUGCCUACCCUCCGCCGCCUCCCGGCCACUAUCCCCACCCGAUGCCGGGACCGGGACAGAUGGGCCCGGGCCCCUUCGUCCACAUGGGGGGCCACACAGCCACCGUCAUGGCUCCGCCGGGCGCCGCCACCACCGUGACCGUGCUACAGGGCGAAAUGUUCCAGACGUCGCCGGUGCAGACGGUGUGUCCGCACUGCCAGCAGGCCAUCGUCACGCGCAUCUCGCACGACGUGGGCCUCAUGAACACGCUCUUCUGCCUCUUCUGCUUCUUCGUGGGGUGCGAUCUGGGCUGCUGCUUAAUUCCCUGUCUGAUCGACGACCUCAAGGAUGUGACACACACCUGCCCUUACUGUAAGGGCUACAUCUACACAUACAAGCGUAUAUGUUAACCCCUGACAUGCAGGGACACACACACUGGCUCACAGCUCCCCCUGCUGGUAGUGACAGGCUUUUCACCCUUACUUUUGCACCGUGUCACCACCGUCUUUCUCUUCGCACAUGCAGUUAAUAUAUUGUAUAUAUCUCCCACCUCAUACAUUCAUGCAAAAGUCUGGCUGCUUUUUAUUUUCUCGGGAAGUGAAGGCUUGUUUUGUGACAAUGUUACAUGUGUAAGUGAAGAAAACAGUAGGGAAACUGAAACUGGUCACUUUAUUUGAACUUAUUUGUAAAUCUCACCAUGAAGCAAGCUGGGGUUUAUUGUUUUGUUUUAAAAUUUUGCUUCUGUCAUAUUUAUGUAGAAUAUUUGAUUCUUAGUUUUAACAAGAUUAUAUUGAAAACUGUGAACAUGUGUGUCUUUCGUCCUGACUUGUCCAUCUAUAUAUUUACUCGUUCUAGACUCAUUUUAGACUGUUUUUGUUUGAGUUUAAUGUUCCAGGCCUCAUUCGGUAUGCACAAAGUGAUUUACAGGUGGGAUGUUCUCUCGUUUAUGCUCCUUUGUUUGUGAUGUACUUUUAAUAAAGCCAGCAUUUGCACUUUUAAGGCCAAACUCACCCUCAAAUACGUCAUACAGCCUGUCGCUUCAUCAGUCAUUAUAGUGAAGGCUUUUUUGUUGUUGUUAAAAGGGGAAGUCACAAAGUUCCUGUGUACCAGUGGAGACGGGUUUGGCAUCUAAUCUGAUCUCAAUGUAGAUUGUAUCCUAACUGUAGGCUGAAUGUUUUGUCACCGCCGCAGUAAUUAAGAAUGUUGGGGAACACAUUAUGUUGAUUAUCAGUCACUAUUCCCCCCCCCACACACACCUUUUUUUAACAUACUACCUUGAUCACAAGCAUGACAAAUACUAAGUCUACAAUUAAUAUAAUUACUAAAAUAGGCUGUUACAUAUAGUAGUUAUUCCCAAUAAAACAAUUAUUCAUAAACAGCAUGCCCCAUUGUUUCGCUCAAUAAAAUGCAGAGCCAAAAUAACAGCAUAGCUCCGUGACUUACGUGUGUUUGAGUUGCUAAGCUGUACAAAAAAAACUUAGUAAGAGCAUUGAGGUUUCUACGACAUAAGUACUGUAUGCCAUUGUGAUGGGGGGCAAAUGCCAAUCUGCAUUGCUCUCUAAAUGUCUGUGAUAUGUGUAACUAUAAGUCUAAUUUUGUUUUGACAGUUGUAUACAGGUACUAUUUUAUCAAUAAAAGUCUGAACAUCA
This is a messenger RNA of Dunckerocampus dactyliophorus (ringed pipefish), 2098 nucleotides long. RefSeq names its product cell death-inducing p53 target 1 (gene cdip1). Lineage: Eukaryota; Metazoa; Chordata; Actinopteri; Syngnathiformes; Syngnathidae. The record is from RefSeq and is a predicted model, not a curated record. Bases 233 to 859 code for a protein of 208 amino acids. The transcript has 5 exons. Gene Ontology annotation, biological process: intrinsic apoptotic signaling pathway in response to DNA damage by p53 class mediator; tumor necrosis factor-mediated signaling pathway. Gene Ontology annotation, molecular function: zinc ion binding.